AUGUACGCACCAAGUCUACUCAGAAUGCUUCACCUAUCCCUGGGCCUGUCGGCUGCCAUGUUGGCGGUGGGUGGAGCGUCUCAGCAGGUGCCUGCUGCCGCCGCCUUGGUCCACAGCAGAGCGGCAGCGGCGAACACGACAGACUGCUCCCGCGAGUGCAUGACAACUAUCGUCACCCAGAUCCUAGACUCCAUGGUGUCCCACGACCCGUAUAGCUUGCCCCUGGCAUCGAUCUAUAAGGCGACUGAAAAUUCGCACCCGGCGGCGCUCAGCAUGAUGACUUCGUGGCGUACUAUUACCAAGGCCGGCGCACCGAGCCUGCUGGCGAUCGACACCACGAAUGGCACGGCGUACUUCUCCCUGGACAUCAGCGAAGGCAAUGACGCGACGGAAGCCGUCCUGCGAGGCCGGAUCGCGGUGGUCGACCAGCAGAUCACCGAGCUUGAGUUGUUCAUCAAUCGCAAUCGAGGCGACCACGGCUUCUCCUUCUCAGCUGAAGAACUUCCGGCAAACUACGAGGUGCUGAUGAACCCGCCUGCCAAUCGUACCAAGGCGAGCCGUGAAACUUUAUACGCCCUGAGCGAAUCCCUCUUUGCUGAGUCCAGCGACUUCGCAGUCACCGUCAGUGACGACUGCCAGUUCACCGAGCUAGGCUGGAAAGUCAUCGAUACCGGGACUUACGAGAACGCCUCCAGCGACCCACUUGGUUGCACAUGGCCGGACGAUCAUCCCACCGAUGCGAACGCUCGAGUGGCUCUGGUUGUCGACGAGGAGUUAGGCUUUGUUGUGACUAGUGGUGUUAUUCCGGGCACGGUCUUCCCCUACGCUAAGAAUGUAUCGGCCUUCAUCCCAAACAAGAUGACCGCGGCACAGGAAGCGCAGGAGGAAUACUAUGAGGCGAUGAAAGCCCUUGGUACCAUCAAAAUGGUGGCUCCCUUCGGCGGCACUGGUGACACCCUCGAAGUGCUCCAGUAUUACAACGACGAGCUCCAGGCUAUGCAGAUCAACGUCUAUCUGGGUGUGGGCACUUACCUGAGCCGGGAUCGUGACAAGUACACCGUCAAGCGCACGCCAACGAAAUCCAUUUCAAAGAAGGACGCGCUGCCACCACUCGCCACGUGGUUCAAGAGUAUUGUAAACCCAUUGAUCUUCUACGGCAGACAUUACACGAUGCACGCCAAGGUCUUCGUCAUCAUCGCAACUGCGCUGCUCGCUGGCUCAGCCCAGGCCAGGCUCACGUUUAACACCUGCUGCUGUUACAACAACAGCAACAAUAGAGACCCCAGAAUCCAAUGCACCGUCGAGGCUUGGGGCCCCAAUUGCCCGGCCGGCGAGUACGCCUGCAGGGCUCACAACAGCCACUUGUAG
Messenger RNA from Diaporthe amygdali, 1368 nucleotides. RefSeq lists its product as uncharacterized. NCBI's taxonomy places the organism in Eukaryota, Fungi, Ascomycota, Sordariomycetes, Diaporthales, Diaporthaceae. The transcript has 4 exons. The record is from RefSeq and is a predicted model, not a curated record. The coding region runs from base 1 to 1368 and encodes 455 amino acids.